Polistes dominula (European paper wasp) is the source of this 2174-nucleotide messenger RNA. It is a transcript of the gene sip3, whose product is annotated as septin interacting protein 3. Lineage: Eukaryota; Metazoa; Arthropoda; Insecta; Hymenoptera; Vespidae. Gene Ontology annotation, molecular function: ubiquitin protein ligase activity. Gene Ontology annotation, biological process: proteasome-mediated ubiquitin-dependent protein catabolic process; ERAD pathway. Gene Ontology annotation, cellular component: endomembrane system. The record is from RefSeq and is a predicted model, not a curated record.
UGAUUGUAAGUAAACGUGAUAUAAAAUAGUUGACAGUAAGACCGUUUUGAUAGCAGCGCCCUUGAUAGGGUAGAAGACAGCUGUCGAAACUGAUUGAAACGUAAAUUUUUAGUGCUAAGUGUCAUUGUAUCUGUUUUACGUAUAUAUAUAUAUACAUAUAUUUUUUUUUCCUCCCUUAUAAAAACGUAGCCCUAAGGCUGAAAAUAUAUUACGGUUAUAAAAAUGAGAGAAGCAGGGAUAAUGUUAAUAAGUGCAGCAUUAACGUGCGCCGUAAUUGGCAAUGCCUAUUAUCAAAGAAAACAAUUUUAUCCGACGGUAGUCCACAUAACCAAAUCAAAUCCGAGCAUGACCGUAAUCUAUGCUCAAACUUUAAUACUUGUUUUCAUGAUAAAUGCAUUCCUUAGAAAGUUAUUUUUUGGUACUUUGCGUGCUGCUGAACUCGAGCAUUUGGUUGAAAAAGUAUGGUAUGCAGUAACAGAGACUUGUUUAGCUUUUACAGUGUUUAGAGACGAUUUCAGUCCUAAAUUUAUAGCAUUAUUUACACUUUUAUUGUUCCUUAAAUCAUUUCACUGGUUAGCCGAAGAUCGUGUCGAUUAUAUGGAAAGAAGUCCAGUGAUAACAUGGCUGUUUCAUCUUAGAGUCGUUACAUUAUUAGGACUUCUAUUUAUUAUUAAUUUAACUAUGAUUCAUUAUGCAUAUAAUACUACUGCAACUAAAGGUCCUUCUGUACAACUUGUCUUUGGAUUCGAAUACGCAAUUUUGUUGACUGUUGUAAUAAAUAUUACGGUGAAAUAUGUAUUACACACAAUAGAUUUACAAAGUGAAAAUCCAUGGGAUAAUAAGCCAGUAUUUCUUUUAUAUACAGAUUUGGUUAUCGGUUUAUUAAAGGUCGCCCUAUAUGUUGCUUUUGUAAGUUUAAUGAUUAAACUGUUUACUCUACCCUUAUUCGCACUUCGUCCUAUGUACUAUACAAUGCGAGAUUUCAAAAAGGCAUUCCAUGAUAUUGUAAUGUCUCGCAGAGCUAUUAGAAACAUGAAUACACUUUAUCCGGAUGCAACGCCAGAAGAGUUAGCAGCUGCUGAUAAUGUAUGCAUAAUAUGUCGAGAAGAAAUGGUAUCGGCAAGUAAAAAGUUGCCAUGUAAUCAUAUUUUUCAUACUGCGUGCCUUCGUUCUUGGUUUCAACGUCAACAAACUUGUCCGACGUGUCGUUUAAAUAUUUUGAGACCAACCACAAAUAAUACAGGUACAAGACAACAGAAUCCACAGCAAAAUCAACAAGCACCCCAACCUCCACCAGCGCCAGUCUUAAAUCCACAAGGUCAGGGCUUCCAAUUACCAGGUUUUUGGGCUGGAUUACAAGCUCCAGGUGUGAUGCCACAACCACAAGGUCAAAAUAAUGCUGGAACUGUUCCUUUGGCACCAUUCCCAAAUUUACCAACAGGAAGUGUACCAAUUUUUGCUCCUCCAUUUCCUCCUAUGGUACCAUUACCACCUAUUCCUACACCUCCACCUAAUUUAACGGAACUUACAGAAGAUGAACUCAGAGCAAUGGAGGGUAAUUUACGACAAGCGGUAGAAGCAAGAAUACAAACAUUACAGAGAGUACAGCUGUUAUUAGAUGCUGCUAAUGCUAUGAUGAAUCAAUAUCAAGCAGCAGCUGCUACUGCUAACAUACCUAAGCCUACAGUUCCAACUUCAGCUCCUUCAGCUUCAGCUCAAACUACAGCAACAACAUCAGCACCAGAAGAAAAUAAAGAUGUACCAAAAGAUACGGCUAAAAAGCAAGAAAAAGAUACAUGCCUGGCUAGUACAAGCGAAGGCGAAAGUUAUCGUGCUGCAAAAGAUACAGAUUCUGCUUCUGUUUCAAAUAAAGUUAACGAAAGUAAUGUUGUUAGUCCAUCAUGCACAAGUAAUAAUGAAAUAGCUUCAGAAUCAUCAUCAAAAAAUGAAACAGAACCAACGAGCGAUCAAGAAAUGUUAAGGAGACGUAGGCUACAGAAAUUUUUAGCUCCGACCUCAACAGAAUGAGUAGUUUUUAAGUUAUUUAAUAAAUUAGUUUUUUUCAUUAAUGUCCGUUCUCAAUUACAGAUAUGAUCAGCGAUCAAAGGAAAUCUGUUGAACGAAUAUAGACUGCAACUAAGAAAUAAAUUAUUAACAGUGGGUAAAUAAUUUUA